This is a messenger RNA of Hymenoscyphus albidus, 1819 nucleotides long. The record is from the annotation of a GenBank genome assembly. NCBI's taxonomy places the organism in Eukaryota, Fungi, Ascomycota, Leotiomycetes, Helotiales, Helotiaceae.
AUGGCCCGAUCAGAAGGCCUCUUGAAAGGAAGAGUCCCAGUCACGUUAUGUAGUACGAAGUUCAAUCAACAGAGAAUCUGUUUUGAAGGUAGAGAAGCAGGAACCUUUAGAGGAGAGUGGAUCCCAGACGACUGGCGUAAGCACAAGUAUAUCUCUGGACUUUCAUUCUUUAAUUAAUAUACGGCAGUUGAGUACUGUACUUCCGAAGAUACGUACACUGGUGCUGAAGACAUCCUUCAGUGUCAGGCUCGCCUAAUUUGCCGCUGGGCAGAUGUAUGCUUUGAUUCUCAUACAAAAUGUGGGAAGGGUAGUGGAUUCCUUCCCACUCGUCUGAUUGACGUGGGAAUGUCAAAUAGCAUGAAAUUAUACCUCGUCAAAACUUCAGACGUUCUUAUUGAUGAUCGCCGGUAUUUAGCUCUGAGUCAUUGCUGGGGAUUGGCUAUGACAGACACAGCACGAACUCUUAAUGCGACUAUUGAGAAGAAGCAAAUCUCGAUUCAAGAAGACGAACUGACUCGUACGUUCCGAGACUUUAUCAAAAUUGCUUGAAAUCUUGGAGUUCAAUAUGUGUGGAUCGACAGCCUCUGUAUUAUCCAAGACGACGCUGCUGAUUGGGUGAAAGAAGCGAGUCAAAUGGCCUCCGCCUAUUCAAACUCAUACCUGACGAUUACGGCAUCGAGUUCGGCAGAUGGAAAUGGAGGUUGUACGGUUUGAGACUCAGAAAGGUCUCUGGGUCCAGUGGACGUAGACUGCGUCCCUGUGGAGGCGGACUUCAAACCAGCUACGACAAAGUAUAAAUUUCGCGUUUGGACUAGGAAUCCUUCGCCGACAACCUUCAGUAACGAUCCUUUACAGACCCGCGGGUGGACUCUGCAAGAACGUGAGCUCUCACCCCCAGUGGUGUAUUAUUGUAAAGAUACGAUCAGGUGGCAAUGUCGAUGCUUGCAUGCUUCUCUCGAAUUUCCGUGGGAUGACUCUCUAACCUUCAACGGCGAAUCGAACUUUUGACGAAGAGCAAACAGUAUUUCUUCCUAUGCCAGGAGUCAAUCGAUCGACCACGCGGCCUACAGACCCCAGAACAAAAAUCGCAUUGUCAUGGAUGAACCUCAUAGUCCAAUAUACCAACAGAAAUUUGACAAAACAUAGCGACAUUCUCCCUGCCAUCUCUGGUAUUGCUCGAACAAUAGCAGGAAAAACUUCAGGUCAGUAUUUGGCAGGCUUGUGGAGAUCAUAUUUCCAGCACUGUUUGCUUUGGAAGACCGAAAGGGGUAGUGAAAAUGGGUUGCAAACACACACAAAGCCAUUUCACAACACAGCACCGAGCUGGUCUUGGGCAUCGAUGAAAGGCAAAAUAUCCUGGCCAAUGGGUAACCAUUACUACUACAACCCAGAUCCUGACCCGGAAUUCAUACCGAAGAUACUGGAUAUCGCUAUAGAGCCUCUUGGGUCAGAUCCCUACGGCAUGCUCAAGGAAGGAAUUCUACAUAUUGAGGGGAAAGUGGCUGUGGCAUAUUCGGUCCCUGGUGAAGAAUUAAAGUCGCCUAUCACCCGAGAGGACGUAGGAUGGGUUUCUUAUGAUAUCCCACUUUGCUCUGACUGUGCUCCAGCUGGUCAACCAAGAAUCGUGUUCUUGAUGUGUUGUCUAAACGACAAGAAGAGCGAUGGCGAAGAAUUCUGGACUUAUGCAAUCGUGCUCCAACCGGUACUCGAUAAUACUGAAGGUAUUCCUGGAACCAUGCGAAGGAUGGGCUUGGCAUCACGGAUCAAGCCCGAAUUUUGGAAUAGCAAUACAACACUGAUGCAGUUGAAGAUCUGUUGA